Molecule: messenger RNA, 2241 nt
Organism: Ictalurus furcatus (blue catfish)
Lineage: Eukaryota; Metazoa; Chordata; Actinopteri; Siluriformes; Ictaluridae
Gene: cnga4
Product: cyclic nucleotide gated channel subunit alpha 4
Exons: 7
Coding region: 1-1830 (609 amino acids)
Biological process (GO): monoatomic cation transmembrane transport
Cellular component (GO): plasma membrane; intracellular cyclic nucleotide activated cation channel complex
Molecular function (GO): intracellularly cGMP-activated cation channel activity; protein-containing complex binding; cGMP binding
Source: RefSeq, a predicted model, not a curated record
AUGAAUCGCUGGACUAAACUUCUUAGUUUGCAUCACACACAAAAAGACGGUGAAGCACAAGUGGCAAAAGCAGAAGGACAAAAAGAAGCGACGAAGGAACAGAAAAUAAAAGUAAACUGGAGGGAGUGGGUGAUUGAUCCCUCUGAAGAGUUUUACUAUGGCUGGUUGCAGGUCAUGGUCUUUCCCAUCAUUUACAACUGGGUUGUUAUUAUCCUCAGGAUCUGUUUUUAUGAAGUUGACCAGAAAUUUCAGGCUGUCUGGUACACCUUAGACUACAUCUCUGAUCUGGCCUAUGUGGCUGACAUAUUCAUCAAGGUCCGUACGGGGUAUUUGGAGCAGGGCAGCCUAGUGCGCGAUAUGUCACGGCUAAAAAAGCGCUACCUGCACUCCUCUCAGUUCUUGUUGGAUGUGCUGUCCCAACUACCCACUGAUCUGCUCUAUCUGAGCGAUGUUUUCAAGACCCCCGUAGUACGGAUAAACCGGUUCCUUCGCUCACCCCGCCUCUCCGAGGCCUUGGAACGCAUGGAGACACGUACUGCCUACCCCAACAUAUUCCGCAUAUCCAAACUAAUGAUCCUCAUCUUUAUCCUCAUCCACUGGAACGCAUGCCUCUAUUUUGCCCUCUCGAAAUAUAUUGGCCUUGGAAGUGAUGCCUGGGUCUACCCUGACACCACGGACAGCGAGUUUAAUUCCACACGCCGUCAGUACUUCUACUCCUUCUGGUUUUCCACUCUGAUCCUCACCACAGUAGGAGACACCCCACAGCCGACUCGUGAGGAGGAGUUUCUCUUCAUGACUGCUGACCUCUUGAUUGCCGUGCUGGUGUUCGCCUCUGUAGUGGGAAGCGUAGGGAGCGUAAUAAUGAACCUGCGUAACAGGGACAAUGUCUUCUUUCCAAAUCACGAGCUGGUAAGGAGCUACUUGCGCAGUCGGCGAAUCAACAAAGCGUUACACAACCGUGUCAACACCUGGUACCAACAUCUCCAUAUCAACAAGAAGAUCACCCGGGAGAAUGAAAUCCUCCAGCAGCUACCAGUCACACUGCAGACGGCCAUUGCGGUGAGCGUGCACCUACCCAUUCUAUCCAAGGUUACCAUCUUCCAGAACUGUGAGAGCAGCCUGCUGGAGGAACUGGUGCUCAAGCUCACCCCACAGGUCUACAACCCUGGAGAGUACGUGUGUAGGAAAGGUGACGUAGGGCAUGAGAUGUACAUCAUUAAAGAGGGGAAGUUGGCUGUGGUGGCAGACGAUGGGGUCACUCAGUUUGCUGUACUGGGUGACGGGAACUUCUUUGGAGAGAUCAGCAUUCUCAACAUAAAAGGCAACAAAUCAGGCAAUCGGCGCACGGCUAACAUCCGCAGCAUUGGUUACUCAGACCUUUUCAGCCUGUCCAAGGAGGACCUGACAGACACUCUGUCUGAGUUCCCAGCUGCCAAGCGCCUUCUGGAGGAAAAGGGACGCCAGAUCCUCACCAAGAUGGGAAUGCUAGAGAUUUCGGAUGAAGGGGAGGAGGAAAAGGAGAAGUUGGAAGACAAAGUGGAGCGCAUCGAGUCCAGCCUGGAGACGCUACAGACCAAGUUGGCACGGUUGAUGGUCGAACUGGAGUCUAGCGUCCGUAAGAUGAUGGGUCGUGUGGAGCAGCUGGAACUGCAGACCGAUGGCUGGGAGGGCAUCGUGGCCGAGGGGGCUGGGAGCGAAUCUGACGAUGAGACCGAGAGAAAGAGGGACGUUGGGGAUGGUGAAGGAGAGCAAGAGGAGGAACCACAAGAAGAGAGGGGUGAGGGGGAUGGAGGGGAAGAAGAUAAAGAUGAGGGGAAAGACGUAAAAUAGAAGCGAGGAUAGCGAACGAAAAGAAGACAGUGUCUUAAGACAUGGAGAGAGAAGUAGAAUAAAAUAGAUCAGUUAUUUACUUCAGUUAUCAAGUGUCACUGGUUGAGAUCCAAGACUCUUCUACUGAUGUUAUACUGAUCGAGCAAAACAGUGCAGCUCCAAAACUUGUCCUUAUAAUGUCUCAAAUAUCCACCUCUAUUCAACACAAGAUGGCAGCAUGAGAGCACAGGCAGUGAAAUGAAGCCACGUUACAGAUAAUUCCCUGUUCAGUAAGUGCACUAGAGCGGACCCGUGAACUGACGCUGUACCGUAAAGUCUCCGUGUGAAAGGACUAAGUACGGUAACAAGUCCGAUUAAUAUAAUCUAAAGACCGAAUUAACUGCCCUAGUGUCUAAACUGACUGUGGAUUUG